Messenger RNA from Pyricularia pennisetigena, 9318 nucleotides. RefSeq lists its product as uncharacterized. The record is from RefSeq and is a predicted model, not a curated record. The transcript is spliced from 4 exons. NCBI's taxonomy places the organism in Eukaryota, Fungi, Ascomycota, Sordariomycetes, Magnaporthales, Pyriculariaceae. Bases 1 to 9318 code for a protein of 3105 amino acids.
AUGCCGGCAGACGUAUCGGCGCUGGUGGCGCAGAUGAACGAGACGCUGGCCGAGAUCCACGCGACGGUGGCGGCACUCAACGACACGGACCACGACGCCAAGCUCGACGCGCUCGAGCAGGAGCGUGACGCGGCCGUGCAGGCCCUACAGGCGGCGUUUGAGCGCGAGGCCGAGGAGCUCGAGAAGCGGCGGCGGGCCGAGGACGAAGAGAUGGCCGAGAAGAGGCGACUCGAGGAUGAGGAGAUUGCUGCCCGGAGGCGGCGCGAGGACGAGGAGCGCGCCGAGGCCAAGAGGCGCGCAGACGACGAGAUGAGGGCCAAGCUCGAGGCUGACGCGAGAGAGGUCGAGGAGCAGACCGACGGCAAGAUGGACGAGGUCGAGGCCGAGGCGCAGCGCAUGAUUGAGGAUGGGGAGAGGAGGCUUGCCGAGCUGGAGGAGAAGCGAAAGGAGAUCAACCGCAUGAUUGAUGAGCAGAUGAGGGCACCAUUGCCGACGGCGCCGGCCAGGCCCAGACGCGCCCGAGGCGACAGGAACAGUCGCGUGAUGCCAGUCGCGGCCGCGGGUGCCGGCGCGGCAGUCGCAGUUGCGGCGGCGGCGGCGGCGGUGGGGACCGCUGCAGUGAACAGUAAGCCGUCGGCACCUGAAACCGAGGAAGCGGCACAGAGCUCGGAUAACAAUGAUGUCAAGGCUCCUGAAACCAUGGAAGCGGCGCGCGGCCUGGAUGUUCGAGAUGGCAAGGCUGCCGACGAGACGCCCGACGUGGCAACUCCCGAGGUGGCGAAGGAUAAAGAGAUCAUCGUGGAGGAGUCCAAGGCUGAAAAGGAUGAGACAGUAGAAACAAAGGCUGUUUCUGAGCCAGUUGAGGAGAAACAGCAGGAGGCCAAGGCUUUGGAUGCAUCCUCCCCGCAGGCCAAUAUUGCUGAUGAGCCCAAAGACGAAGUGCUUGAAACCAAAGACCUUGAUGCAGAAGCUGCCAGAGAGCCUUUAACUACUGACUCCGUUCAGGCCAAAGGCGUUAUGGAGCCCGAGGAAGAAGUGCUUGAACCCAAAGACCUUGAUGCGGAAGCUGCCAAAGACGUUAUCGAGCCCGAGGAAGAAGUGAUCAAACCCAAAGACCUUGAUGCAGAAGUUACCAAAGAGCUAGCUGUCGAUCAUGUGUCGGUUGCACCCACUGCGGAAGACCACGCAUCCUCGACGACAGCUGGGCCGACCGACGCUUCAUCAAAGGAGGUUCCUGUUGACACGGCCGGGACUUCGGUACACUUGGAUGAGGAGGACGAGAUCCACCCUGUGGAUAUCUCGGCCGGGAAAGCCAAUACGCAGUCAGAGACUGAUGCCUCCGGACAGCCCCGGGAAGCCGAGACUUCUGGGGGUGAGAAGAAGUCAUUCUUUGGCAGCUGGGGUUCAAAGAUGAAGUCGCUCGUCGCGCGGGAACAACAGGCGAGCAAGAGCGAAGCCGACACUGGAAACUCCGAGCAGUCUCGUAACGUGACCGUUCCCGGCGAGGCCGAGUUUGUCUCGAAGGAUGUUGCCCUUGGCGAGCAGGCGACUGCUGAACCAUCCAUUUCGACUGCCAAACUGGCCCAGGACGAAGAAGAAGCUGUCCUUGUCAUCAAGAACCUGGAUGAGGAGGCGCCAAGCAACAAAGCCGAGGUUGCAGAACCAGCUGCUGCAGAUGGGCUACAAGUCCCUGAAACCAACGCUUCUGUCAAACAAGUACAUGAGGAGACCGCCGAGCCAUCGGCCGAGACUCAUCAAGCUGUCGAGAUGGCAGCCAAAGUCGCUGAGACUGAGCUGAUGCAGCCCGAUGAUGCCACGGAACCAGCUGCCGAACAUUCGGAUGGCGCCACACUACCUGUCAAGACGGCUGAGGCUGAUGAGAUUCAGGACUUGAAGGAGGAACUGGUGAUACGUGACUUGGACGCGGAGCACAAGGAAGGAAACAAUCUGUCCAAAGAACCCCAUAGCGAUGUUGCCGUUCCCAAGCCCGAAGAAGCUGUUCUGGCAGCAACCCCGGAUCCACAUGUCUCCGAGAAGGCUCAAGAUAUCGAUACACAUGUCUCCGACAAGGGCCAAGACACCGAUAUCGUCGAGCCUGGAACAGCCACAUCUGAAGUCGGCACUUCCCCGCACGAGAUUAAUGGGAAAGAGGACGCCAAAUUCGAGACGAAAGACAUUGAUAGCAACAGCGAUGGGCUUGCGAGCCCAGUCCCAGACGCCAGCUCAAGUAAAGCAGACGAACCUGUCGCAAAGCCCAGUCUGGACGACGACGAGAAGACACUCGACAUGGCCCGCGACGCCGACGAUAAAGGUGAUAAGGAGCUUACCAAACCCACGGCGUCGGAAGAGACACAUGAUUCGGCUGAGGGAAUCCCUACGCAUGCCGAUAAUUUGAAGGACCAUGAAGCUGUCGCAUCCGAAUUCGUCCCAACCUUUGUCCAUCCCAACGAGGUUGAGCAGCCGGAAUUAAGCGAACCCGAACCAACCACAGCAGCGCCCGCAUCUGUGCCAACCUCGAACGCCCCUGCGGAGGAUGCACACGGGCCAAGCGGCGAGCACGGAGACGCUGCCCAGACCGCGCCGACGUCACAAGGGUUCCCCGCCCCGCAAGAUGCGACGAACCAUGCUAAUGAACGGCUCAGUGGUCUGGACGCCGACGGCACAAAAGGCGCUGAAAGCGAAUCCGAAGCGAAAAGCGCUACCAUGAUACCCUUGAAGGACAGUAGUGCUGUAUUAAAGGCUGCCGAUGAGGAUGUAUCUUCACACGAGGACAGCGACCUUGUUGAAGAAUCCAAAAACAUGGGCAUUUCGACCAAAUCUCCAGUAGCAACGCCAGCCGAGGACCAGCUUGUUGUUGACGACAAUAUGAAGGCGGAAGAGGUGAACCUGGUCCCAGCACUGGCCGCCAACGAAGCUGCCACCUUGAGCGAGACAAGCCUUCUGGAGGACACCAAAGAGGCAGCCCAGGAUGUUGAGAGCAAGGCCGCGAUGGAUAAAUUAGAGGAUGCCGUCCACAUAGACGAAGGAGUGCAAAAGGUUGAAGAUGACAAGAUUGCUCCCGUCGAGGAGCCCGCAGCAACCAGCACCGACGCAGCAGUCUCGACUGCCCCCGUGACCAGCCCGGCUGCUGAGGGGCAAAUCGAUGAUGAGAAACCAUCCUCAACCAGUGUUGAUCUUCAGGCUGAACUCAGCGCCGCCGAGGAUAAGGAUGAAUCCGUCCCGGAUCUGGAUGCGGACACCACAUUAAACACUGAGCAUUCUGCUGAGGAAUCGAUGCUCCAUGAUCACCUGAGCGAUGACCAUGCUGCUCCCCAAGUCGGCAAAGAUUCUGGGCCGGAUGAAAUUUCCAUGUCGGAAUUCCAGGAGCCCAUGCUGGACGGCUUUGUCCCAGUGUCCAAGAGUGAGGGACCUGUUGGUGGCCAGGCUCAGGCCCCGGCGUCAGACGGUCAGACAUCGCCAAGAUCCAACCAACCUCCAUCCCCGCCCACAUUCCCUGCUACCGAGCCGAGCAGGGCGCGCCGAAUGUCCAACGCAGCCAUCCCCGGAGCCAUGUCGAGUGGAAACGCAAACACGGGCCAAACCGUCGAGGUCCGCCAGAGGCCAGAAAGCGAGAGGUUUUCGCCCUUCGCCCCCAUACCCGGCACCAUGUCGAGCAGCGUGGCCAACACCACGCAGACCGUUACCGUGACCUCCCGCUCGGCCGGCAGCGCCCACCUGUCACCGAGCACGCCCAUCCCCGGCACCAUGUCCACCGGCUCCAGCUCGCCGAGCUUCGGCCGCACCCCUACGCCCAUGUCGGCGACUCGCCCUGCCCUCCAGAUCCCGUCUCAACUCGACAAUGCGCCGCGAGGAGCAAUGCUGGACUACAUCGCAAACGACCCCACCCCCGUCGGUGGUCCUGAAAGUUUUGUUCUGGGGCCCACCCCCACCACUCCCAUCGGGGACCGCAGGGGCCGCGCCAAGCACUCGAGGGGACCUUCGACCGCGGCGGCGGAGCUCCUCACUCCCAUCGAGAAGGAGCCGCUUUCGGCGAUCGAUUCAGACGCAGGUGGGGUCGUUCAGGACCUGUCGGAGGCCGCAGGUCAACAGGCAGUCAAGGAAACUGCAGAGGCUGCGCAGCCCGAGACGCAAAGCAUCGUCAGCCAGACUCCCGUGUCGCCGGUCAAGCCCUCGGCUUUGGGAUCCAGCCUAGCCGACGAGCUAAGCCAGGCCUCACUCGACGGACAGGGCGACAUGCUCGACACCGAUGACGACGACGACGAAUACACGCCGAUUGAGAAGGAGGAGCAGCAAGACGACGCCCAGGAUGACUUUCGCGGCCAUGUCAACCAGCCCGAGCCUGUCUUUCGUGAACAAACCACACCGCGGCAGCAGUCCUUUCGUGGCGAGGAACAGGUCCAUGAUCCCUCGGCCGUCAACACCGGCGCUGCGGAGGUCGGUCAGCAACAGGUCAACGACGAGCCCGACGGCGAGAAGACUGAUUCGGCCGAACCGAGCGGUGUCGGCGCCGUUACAGGAGCAGUGGACGCCGUGUUGGGGGAGCCAAUUUCACGUCCUCAAACCCCGGUCGCCGCCGUUUCAGUAGCAUCUGCUGUUGAGGGAGACCAGAAGCCGCUCCACGCGGACGCUGAUGUGCCUGCCAAGGAAGAGGUUGCCUCUGAUUCGGUCGAUGCUGUAAAGUUGACACCAGCGUCAGAACCAGUAUCAGAGAAGACUCAGCCAGCUCCCUCUACCCAGACGCUGCCGUCCUAUGAUGGAGGUGAAUACGGGGCAUCUGUGUCGGCGCAUGAGCCGCGGGCCAAAGUCGAGACGCCGGCUCCGACUCAAUCAUCCCGUGAAAAGCUAUCUCUUGAGCCUGGACAUUACGCGCCAGAGGAAGCUUCAGAAGAUGAUUUUGUAACACCGAUGCAGUCCACCCCAACCGAGUCACUCCCCGCCAGCCCUGUUGACCGCACUCCUGUGGCAGCAGAAGGCAUGGCCACGGUCGACGGGGCACACAACCUGUUUGAUGACGACGAAACUGACGACGAGAGCCUUGCCCACAGCUCCGUCGACAUGCCUCAAGCAGAAGUACAGACCGCAGCGGCUGUUUUGCCACCUGCCGACCAGGUCGAAGAAGUCAAGGAUGCUCUUCCCAAGGACAAACAGGUGCCCGCGGUGCUUGCGCCUGUUCAAGACCCAGUUGAUGCGUUUGAGCAAAAGAUCCUGCAGCACUCGCCUGAAUAUUUUCCUCAGAGCCCAUUGUUCUCUCCUCCUGCUGAAUCCGGCGGCGUAGAGAAGCCCGCCGACGACUCCGAGACCGGGUCUCAGAAGAGCCUCGAAGCUCCCACAAGCCUGGACGUAGCAGCGGCCAGACAAAUGACACCGCUGCUCGUCCCUACCAACCCGGCAGACCACAUGCACGAUAUUAGCCCGCUGGCGCUGAGGCAGGAGUCGCCACAGACGCCGCGCAAAGGUCUGGCUGACAGCCGCCAUGCGCCCAAGGAGCCGGCUGAGACUCCGUUGCGGUACUCGAUGGGACAGUCCACCCCGCAGGCCUCCUUGUUUGACAUGCACCAGGAGCAGUUGUCCGACCACGAGAAGCCCCAUCAUGAGCCCAUGUCGUGGCUGCAAGGUUCCGAGGCUGAGCACCCGAAUUCCGCAUCCCACUCGCGAGAGAACAGCAUCAACAGUGUACAGCAGCAACAAGGGCACAGACAACUGGAGAUACCGGAGCAGGAAGAGGUGGAGCCCUCAAUGUACGCUCCACGCGACGUCACCAAUACUCCUUGGCAUUCGCGCAACGACUCGGUGCCCAUGUCUAUGCACAGCCAGACCACGCUGUCGUCAGCACCGUCGUCGCCCAUCCACUCGGCUCUGGCGAGGGACAACCGCGAACCCGUCAUCCGGGAGAGCUGGCCCGCCGUGCCAGGCCAGCACCAGGAAUAUCUGGCAGGGCUGGGAGCGGGCGCCGGUCUCGACUACAGCAACAGGCCGAGAAACUACUCGCAGGCCACGACGGACUACGGCCGAUCCCGCAACGUAUCCGAGGUGUCCAACUUUGACCCGUUCGGCCCUAGUUCGCAAAAGUCGUCGGCCCGUGAUAGUUUCCAGAGCGUGAAGUCGGUUGCCCAGGACAAACCACUCCCGGCGGCACCGGCAGCCGCCCAGCCCGCAGCACCUGUUUCCAAUAACAGAAACUCGGUCGGCGCCGGUUCGUCCCCCGGCAGCAUCUUCCAGCGGAUGCGCAGCGUCUUUGAGAAGCCCGCCGCCGAGGCCGACGGCAGCACAGAGCCUCUGUCGCGCAGUCGCCCCGUCAGCGGAGUCUUUGUCCCCGUGAAGGCGUCGCCGCGCCCGCUUAGCCACCUCGACAGCGCCGGCACCAUCCGCGAGGCCGGCAACAGGAACAGCUUUGUCCUUGACGCGGCGCCCAAAAAUCCCCCCGCCGUCUCGUCUUAUGAUCUGAACAAGGGCUACUACUACGAUGAUCCGUCCUACGGACGCGAGGAGAAUGAGAACGAGCGCCGAGCCGGGCGGCAUGUUCUGCCCGAAGGUUUGCCGGCUGCAAUCAAGCGGCGGCGACGCAGGCCGGCGAGCCUCUUGCUGCAUUCGCACGCGAGGACGCCCUCCAUCAACCUGGCGGAGCCGUCACCACCAACACACACCCCGUCGCCCGCUCCGCGAACUCCAUCGCCGGGCUUUGCUACCCCUACUCGAUCACCACCUCGAACGGCGUCACCAAGUCUGGCCCCGCAUUGUCGAUCGUCGCUGCAAAUAUCAAUGCCGCGGCCAGGGCUUCCAUGCCGUGAGUUGGCUUACAAUGCGGACCAAGAUGCUCCUCCCAUUCCGCCACGUUCUCCUUUGCGAUCGCCGUCCCAGAGCCCUGUCCCUCCGCCACGGUCGCCACUUCGCACGCCACCGCCACGUCCAGGCUUGCCGUGCCGUCGACUAUUGUAUCGUGACAAUGAAAUGGCGCCCCCAAUCCCGCCGAGGUCCCCUUUGCGGACUCCAUCUGCAAGCCCCGUCCUGCCACCUCGUUCACCGCUACGGACGCCAUCGCCGUGCUUCGGGAUGCCGUGCCGCCAGCUAGUAUAUGAUGACGGUGGUGAUGAGACGGCCCCUUUAAUUCCACCUCGCUCGCCAUUAAGGACCCCAUCCGGAAGCCCUUUGAUUCCACCUAGGUCACCAUUGCGAACACCGUUCGCAAGCCCUUCACUACCGGCUUGGUCAUCAUUACACACGCAAUCGCCACGGCUUGGGCAGCCAAGCCGUCAACUGUUGUAUACUGACGACGACGACGACGACGACGACGACGACGACAACAACAUGUUUUCUCCAAUUCAGCCGCUGUCCCCUCGGCGGACGCCAUCCGCAAGUUCUAUGCUGACACCACGACCUCUCCGGCGGCUGUCUUCGGCCAUUGAGCCCCCGUGCCGCGCUUUGUUCGUGGACGAUUUCGAACCGUGCCCUGCCAUACCGCCGAAAUCUCCCCGCAGGGCCCCGUCGCCAAAUUUAUCCAAGUCGCUGCCCUCGCCCCUGCGGUCUAGUCGCUCGACGAGCCUCGAGGUGCCGGUUGAUUUAUUCUGCGGGUCGCCGGCCUCACCCGUGCUGCAAGGACCACCUCUCAUUCCCCCGAGGAGUCCAAAGCGAAUCUCCGGGGCUAAUUACGUUGCACUCCCGCCGCCGCCGCCGCCACCACCACCACUCUCACCACCACCGUCGCCGCCACCGGUGCAAGUCACCAAGGUGACCAUCAUCAACAUAAUCAAGGAAGAGGUGCCAAUCGACUCGGACCCGACGACGACCAGCUCCAGAACAAAACAGGGCCCUCGCAGGCGGCACGAGUUGACGCGCAGUCUGGGGUACAGGGACUCGCUCCGGUCCAGCACCACCACAGCCUCGCACUCCUCCUCCACCUGCCCCUCGUCGGCGGCGGCCGGGAGCGACAGGGGCGACUUCUCGCAGAGGAACAGCAGCGCGUCGUCCACUGCGACGUCGCCCGAGUCUUCGGUGCGGUCGGGCGGGAAGACGACGCCCAGGCGCGGCAGCGUGGCCAGGAUCGCGUGGCUGUGGGCCGAGGGCUGGCGGGCCAGGCUGCGUGGAGGCGGAGACGUGGUCGAGCGGGCAAGAUGGGAAUGGAAGCUCGAGGACGAGGGCGUGCGCUACCAGAAGGAGGCGAGGGCGGCGGCGGCGGCUGCUGCUGCUGCUCGUGGAGGAGGUAGAGAGAUGGAUAUGGGGGAGCGGGAGGCUGAUGAAGCUGCUGGCAGACGGCCAAAGAGAAAGAGUGAAGAUUUGGUCGCCGUACCCGCCGACCUCGGUGAUGAAGAAGUAGAGAAGCUCGACUCGGAGCAUGUUGCCAACCUGCGACGCCUACUCAGCCCCAGCGUGCCGGACAUCAUCUUCACACCUCCAUCUCCCACAGGCUCUUCACCUCGCUCGCCAGUCUCGUCGGAUGAAGAGACCGCGCCAGAUGGCCUGAACAAUUUGGACCCCGAAUGGGUUUGCCGAGAGAAGCUUGAUGAUGUGCUCGAGAAGGACAGACUGGCAGAGAAGCGGCGCCGCCAACGGAAGAGACGAGGAGUCAACGUUUCUGAGAAGGAGCUCAGGCGGCAGAUUAAUGAGCUUGAGGAGACGCUUCAAGAGGUUGGCCAGGAGAAGCGGCAGCUCAAGCAAACGGUUUCCAGGCAAGAGAUACAGCUGCGCCAGUUGAGAUGCGCACCGCUGGCCAAGCAAGCGCUCCAGACGCUCGCAGACGUGGCGGCCAUAGAGGAAAAGGCACAAGAUCGAACCCAAGCUGUUGUGGACUUGACGGUUCCGCAUGACGAGUAUAUCGAUUUGAUUAUUCAAGACCAGCAAACCUACUACGGACAGUCGUCUCAUUCGUAUCAAGCCAGGAGCAUCAAUUCCGAGGCGGCACGGGCGUCGGCGGGAGAGGAGCGUGCCGGCAAACGAAACGCGCACUACCCAGCGGACCAUGAGGAUGACCACACGUCGCACAAGCCCGCGCAGGGUAUCGGAGCACACUUGCAUGCACCGGCCAAGACGUUGCAGCUGGAAGCAAAACUCGAGCAGAAUGCCAGGGAGCGAGCGUUACUGAAAGCAGAGCUGGCUGCCGUCAGAAGUCGAUUCAAGGCGUUCCUGUCUGGCGAAGAGCUGGCGUCCAAGAUGCUUACCCAUGUGCUGGACAACUUCAAGAAGGUGAGGAAUGAGAGGAUCAAACUGUCAGCGGAAAACAUUGUUUUGAAGGGAAUGAUAUCACGUCUUCGGAGAGGCAACGCGGGUGAAUCGAUGACGGCGUCCACAGGUCGCCAACCUGACACCGCCGAGCAGACAUUGUAA